UUUGGGUUGGGCUAAAAAUGACCCUGCCGCAGCCUCGCGAUGAGAUCACAAAGUUGUCUGAUGUACCUCCGUUAGGUACCGGGACAACAGAGAUACCUGCCUCCUCCUAGGUCAGGUACCUACCCAGACCUACAGGUGGGAGUACCACUCAACGACGACCACCCCACCACUGAUGAACGGCUACGCCGAAUUAGUUGGUACCUCAUCAUAUUCCAUAUAACCGACAAUGCCCUACACCUGAUAAUCGAAUAUACGCACCUUAUCAGAUUUUCCCAAUUCUGUAACCAUGCAAACACCCCAUUCGCUCUAAGCUCGUCGAGGUCCUUCUCGUCAACCCCCCUUUCCUCCCUUCUCCCACUCCCUUCGCUCCCAUCCUAUUCUCCAGAUAGGUUCGCCCCCUGCCCUCUCCCCCCGGUAUUCGUAGGGCGGAACGCGAGGCGCGAUGACGCGCUUCAGACCGUGCAUCGACCUGCACGCGGGGCAGGUCAAGCAGAUCGUCGGCGGCACGCUCGACAGCUCCACCUCGGAGCUCCAGACGAACCACGUCUCGCGCCACCCCGCCGACCACUUCGCCCGCCUGUACCGCGACCGCCGCCUCGAGGGCGCCCACGUCAUCAUGCUGGGCCCCGGCAACCGGGACGCCGCCGCCGCCGCCGUCGCCGCCUGGCCCGGCCACCUCCAGGUCGGCGGCGGCGUCGACGACCAGAACGCCGCCGACUGGAUCCGGCGCGGCGCGAGCAAGGUCAUCGUCACGUCGUUCCUGUUCCCCGGCGGCCGGUUCAGCCAGGCGCGGCUCGACGCCGUGCUGGCGGCGCUCGGCGGGCAGAAGGACCGGCUGGUCGUCGACCUGAGCUGCCGGCGGCGGGGCGACGGCCGCUGGUUCGUCGCCACGAACAAGUGGCAGACCGUCACCGACAUGGAGGUGAACCAGGACUCCAUACGAUCCCUCGAGCCCUACUGCUCCGAGUUCCUCGUCCACGCCGCCGACAACGAGGGCCUGCAGAAGGGCGUCGACGAGAGCCUCGUCGCGAGCCUCGCCGACUGGUGCUCCAUCCCCGUCACCUACGCCGGCGGCGGCAGGAGCCUCGGCGACCUGGAGCUGGUGAAGCGGCUGAGCCGCGGCAGGGUCGACCUCACCAUCGGCAGCGCGCUCGACUGCUUCGGCGGCACCGGCGUCAAGUUCGACGACUGCGUCGCGUGGAACGCGGAACAGGAACAGGAACUGGGGGGGGUAAAGGUGGCGAGCGAGGGAGGCAGCCAUCAAUAGUAGGGGCCCGAUUAUGCUUGUGAAAACAAAAAGAGGGGAAGAAGAAUAGUGAAUAGCAAGGAUGAUUGUAGAAUAUUGAGAGGUUGCUAGCCUUAAGAAUAUCAACUACCUAAGAUUAUGUUUUAUCGGGAGAGCGUGCCUCCGAAAUAUCCCUACCUUCUUCCCCCCCUCUCUCUUCCGCCCUCCAAAAGCUCCCCCACCGAAAUGACGGAGAAUCGACAAUGACGCCGUGCCCGCACGAAUGA
Molecule: messenger RNA, 1512 nt
Organism: Durotheca rogersii
Lineage: Eukaryota; Fungi; Ascomycota; Sordariomycetes; Xylariales; Xylariaceae
Product: Phosphoribosylformimino-5-aminoimidazole carboxamide ribotide isomerase
Exons: 3
Coding region: 443-1267 (274 amino acids)
Biological process (GO): L-histidine biosynthetic process; L-tryptophan biosynthetic process
Cellular component (GO): cytoplasm
Molecular function (GO): 1-(5-phosphoribosyl)-5-[(5-phosphoribosylamino)methylideneamino]imidazole-4-carboxamide isomerase activity
Source: RefSeq, a predicted model, not a curated record